Messenger RNA from Mytilus californianus (California mussel), 8902 nucleotides. Its product is annotated as cytosolic purine 5'-nucleotidase-like. The coding region runs from base 79 to 1722 and encodes 547 amino acids. The record is from RefSeq and is a predicted model, not a curated record. The transcript has 18 exons. Gene Ontology annotation, molecular function: 5'-nucleotidase activity. NCBI's taxonomy places the organism in Eukaryota, Metazoa, Mollusca, Bivalvia, Mytilida, Mytilidae.
UCAAAUGGGAACAGAUAUAGGAAAACAAACAAGACUUUAGAAAUAUUUUGUUGAAACUUCACUAAAUCCAUUUGAAAUAUGAGUCAGAGUGAAAUAACCGAGGACAUGCCAAGUCAAGCAAGUGACACAAGUGACAUUCGAACACUGAAGGUUUAUAAAAGAGAGGCUUAUAAAAGAGUGUUUGUCAACAGAGGAUUAUUACUGGAUACAGUGAAGUUUUAUGGCUUUGACAUGGAUUACACAAUAGCAGUGUACAAAUCUCCAGAAUAUGAAACCCUAGGGUUUGAUUUGAUAAAGAACAAAUUGCUAGAGAUGGGGUACCCUGAACCCAUAGGAGAGUUUGAAUAUGAUCCAACAUUCCCUAUAAGAGGACUAUGGUUUGAUUCCACAUAUGGAAAUCUGCUGAAAUGUGACCCAUUUGGAAACAUUAUGGUCUGUGUUCAUGGUUUCAAGUUCAUGAAUAGACACGAAAUCCAUAAAAUCUACCCAAACAAGUUUGUCAAUAGAGAGGAUGAUCCUAAUAGGUUUAGAAUAUUCAACACCUUGUAUGAACUACCAGGUAUUUAUAUACUUGCAUGUAUAGUAGAUUUCUUUUCCAACCAUGAAGAUUUUAAAAAAGUUGACAAUGGUGUGAAAUCAGGAGAUAUAACUAUGACUUAUAUGUCUAUAUACCAAGAUGUUCUAGCUGCUACAGAUUAUGUCCAUACAAAAACAGGCCCUCUGAAAACAGAAACAGCAAAAAAUUUAGAGAAAUAUGUCAUAAAAGAUGACAGAUUACCAAUUCUUUUAGACAGAAUGAGACUACAUGGAUCUAAAGUAUUUUUAGCAACAAAUAGUGAUUAUAUAUACACAAAUAAAGUGAUGAAAUAUCUUCUUGAUUAUGAUGAAAAGAGAGAUUGGACAGACUAUUUUGAUUACAUUGUGGUAGAUGCUAGAAAACCUUUAUUUUUUGAAGGAGGAACAAUAUUACGUGAAGUAGUUAGGGACACAGGAAAGUUACAGAUUGGUUCACAUACAGGACCAAUUAAAUCGGGAAAGAUCUAUUCUGGAGGUUCUGUUGAUGUGUUUUCUGAUAUCAUGGGAGUUUUAGACAAGGAAGUUCUUUAUAUUGGAGACCAUAUAUUCGGUGACAUUUUGAAAUCCAAGAAAAUGAGAGGUUGGAGAACAUUCCUUAUUGUACCAGAAUUAGCACAUGAACUAAGAGUGUGGACAGAAAAACAGGACUUCUUCACACAACUAGAAGAUUUUGAUGCUAAUAUAGGAGAAAUAUAUAGAAAUUUAGAUAGCAGUUCCAAAACCAAGCCUGACAUUAGUAAUAUCCAGAAAGCCAUUAGGGAUGUAACUCAUCACAUGGACAUGGCCUAUGGCAUGCUGGGAAGUCUCUUUAGAAGUGGUUCUCGACAGACGUUUUUUGGUAACCAAGUGAUGAGAUAUGCUGAUUUGUAUGCUGCUUCUUUCCUCAAUUUGCUUCAUUAUCCAUUUUCCUAUGUAUUUAGGUCACCUGCUAUGUUGAUGCCUCAUGAGUCAACAGUUCGACAUGAAGACAGAUUACCACAAGAAGCAGAGGUGAUGGCCAGUCGCUCCAGAGAGUUCAAAGAGGCUGAAGAAAGGAGGAAGCGUUUACAGAGAUCAGACAGUACUGUACCUCACCUUUAUGCAAACACCCCUCACCAGCUAACACAAAUUUUGGAUGAUGAAGAAAGCUUAUCAGAUUCAAACUAAACAAAUCUGAGAGAAAACUGAUAAUAUUAGAGGUAGAUUAGGCAAACCCUAUUUCUUUUCUGUCUAAGUUAUUACAGCAAAAUAUGGGUAUCUCCAUCUCCAGUACAAUUUAAUGUGAAAACAUAUCAUAAGUCCAAUCAUAAACUCAGCUUCCUCAAUAUAUCAAGAUAUUGUUUAAAGAUCACAUUCUCAUGUUGUUUACAAUUAAAAUUAUAUGUUAAAUGUGCUAUACUUUUACACAUUGAAAUUAAUGUAUGUAUUUUUUUAUUUAUGGUAUAACACUAUUGACCAAUAUAUGCUUUGUUAGAUUGUUUACAUAUGUACCAAUAUCCUUAUAAAGCUUACCUUUAUAUUGUAUUAGCUUGUUUAUUUGCUAUGAUGUGAGUGGUGGUAUCUUGUAUUGAUUUGUUAAAUUCCUACAGUUGGAAGACAAUGAAGGAUGUUAUCUUUUUAAAAAUUUGAAAAAAAAAGAUAAAACUUCAGAAAAUGAUAUACAAUUAGAUUUACAUCAAGACAUAAAAAUUAAGAAAAAGAAAUAUAAAGUUGUUUAUUAUAAUUAUAUACGGUACUAUUAUAUAUUUUUGAAAAUUUAUUAACUUAUUUUUUUAUGUAUAAAUCCAUUUGUGUUUUGUUAUCUAUGAAAAUUUUGAUGACUUUUAUGACGUGCCAUCAUCAUUUUGACCGAAAUACCUUACCAUUGUUUAACUGAAGUUUAUUUCAUUAUAUUAUAACCUCCCUUGUUACAAAUCAUAUUAAGUAUUAUUGUUUUGAAAUUUUUGUUUGUUCUGUAACUAUCUUGAAUAACUUUUCAAAAAUCUAAAAAAUACCUUUUAAACUGCAUUAACUUAGGCUUAAAGAUUAUUGUUUUGAAUUUUUUUAUUGUUCUAAAGGGCAGGAGGAGAGGGAGUAACUUAAUUAUAAAGUAGAUGUCUUGUCUAAGAUCUUCCAGUUUCCACAAAGUUAUUUUGAAGACCAUCCUCUAUUAAAAAAAAAGAAAAAAGGGAGACAUGUUAAUUGAAUUCUUCACUUUUUAAACUGUCUGAUAAACAUGAAGUUUUUCACCAGGAGGGUGACUGGGUUAUAGAUAAAAUAUUGAUAAAGACCAGUUUUAAAGUCUAACUUCAAUUGAAAAAUGCUAAAUACAGCUAUUCUACCUCACCUUAAAGGACCAAAGAUUAAGCAAAGAAAUGCUUAUGUAUUGUUUGUUUUUUAAUUUAGUGAUAUUAUUAGGUGAUAGAUCAUAUCAUGUAUUUAUUAGCUUAGUGAUUGAAUCUGAAUUCCAUAGUUUAUAAAUUUAGUGUACUUUAGCCUACAUGAUCAACUAUAUUGUUAAUACUACGCAAUGUUAUCUUUUUUAUUUGCAUUUUGAUGUUAAGCAAAUGGGUUUUGACUCAGGUUUGUAUGAAAGUUUGGCCAUUUUUGUAGAAUGAAUUGUCCUAUAAUGUUUCUGUUGUUAUGGUGAAUAGUGAUAAUAGACUAGAGAGAAACAUUAUGAUUGUGUAUAAAAAUAAGUCAUUUGUUUUAUAGCUUACAUGUGCUGGCUCUUUUUUGUCCCUGAUACUGGUACCAAUUGUCUUAGUUUUCAUUUUUGUCAAGUUUAAGCCUUGUUCAGAGUAAAGCCUGUAUGAUUCUAGAAAUAUCAUUAUUUGAAUUACAUGUUGGCUUUAAGAAAUAAAGGGUCAGCAUGACGAGGUCUAGGCCCUAUCUACUAUGAAUAUUUGACAACUUGUUUUGAAUACAAAGAUUUCUAGAAAUAUGAGUGAUAUAAUUUUACUUCAAAGAUGUCUAAUAAUAUGAAUGCGACUUAGACUUUCCGAAAUAUCAUUAACAGACAGUGUUCUCAAUUAUUGUGAUUUUUGUUAUCAAGAAAUAUACAUUCCUGUUAAAUUUUGUUUAGGAAGCAUAUAAAAUCAAAAUAUUCAAAAAAUAUUAUAUAUGUAUUGCAUAAUAUUUCCAAAAUAUUUUAUUGCCAGACAGGUAUCUAAAUGGUUAACUGGUUGAUUCUUUUCAUAACUUAUAGAUGAAUAACUAACAACAGGAUUAUCUUCAUAAUUCUGAAAGUCUGAGUUUUGGAUAUUUAUCUCAUUCAUUUUGGUCCCAAUUUAGGUCAUGACUGAUAAAUAUGACCUCUUUGGACUCAAUUGCAGCUGUAUUGUUUUGAGAUGUUUCCUUUAAAAUUUGAUAUACAAUUUUUAUUUAAUUUUUUUCAAGCUUUUAAAAUGACCUCACCAUGAAAUAUUUGCUCAGUUUGUGGUGUGAAUGUGUUCCCCUUAUAUGAAUAAGGAGAUGUGGUAUGAUUGCCAAUGAGACAACUAUCCACUGAAGUUCAACUGUAAGCAAUUAUAGACAACUGUAUGGCCUUCAACAAUGAGAUACCAAACAUUUAUCCAUUUUCUUUAUACUUUUAUACUGUAUAUUAUGACAUUGCAUUGUUCAUGUCAAAUUAUAGAAAUUAUAUUAUUGGUGGUAAAAAAAAAACAUUAUAGUACUUAAUUUGCCAAAAAAAAAAAAAAAAAUAGAAAAACUUGAUACAUCAGAUACAAUUUAAUCCUUCAAAAAAUAUUUUUGUUAAUUUUUUUGCAGUGUCUUAUGUCUAAACAAGUAAUGUAAUAUGUAUAAUCAAAGUUGGAAAAAAAUGACAAUCACAGAAUUUAUGGAUAUAUGUGAAUGUUGGUAGAUGAUUCAUGUCAAUAAAUAUUAUAUCAUAUUUGCAACAAAGAAUAUUCUCCUUUUCUUUUUUCUGUUAAAACAACAAAGUCUUUUGAAGUUGAUUGUUGGUGCUUUGUUCAUGAUCAGCAGCUAAAACCACAUCAGGUUUAACCAUCCAAGAUUUUAAAUGGAAUCUUUGUUCAAUAUUUUUAUGCAUUUAAACUUUAUUAAUUGCAUGUAAAAUGUAAAGUUUUGGCUUACCGUUUUUGACAAAAUUAGCUUCUCAUAAAAAAAAAUUAACAGCAUAUUAAAAAUCAUGAAGAGCAUUAAAUAUAUGAUCUACUAUAAAGGUAUUUUGAUGAACAAAUACUCAUUCAUAUCACUGCCCUGUUAUCACAAUUUUAUUAAUAUUUACCUCAUACAGUAUGUGAUUUUAAUCAUAUAGAUGGAGCUGCGUAGUCAUAUCUUGCUUAUGAUGUAUUGUGAAUUCAUGUAUUUUCAGGUUGUGGUUUUUUCUUUCAAAAUUAUUUAUAUGGACAGCAGGUUUUUCAUACUAAUUAACUUAAAGGACUAUUUACCGAAGAAUUCAUGGCCAGCUUAUCUCCAUUAUUUAGAGGAUAAGCUACUGUGGAUUCAUUUAUUUUCGUGGGUAUCAAUUUUCGUGGAUAAAGGAAAACUUGUAUGUUCGUGGAUAUUUAAUUUGUGGUUUUUCUGAGGUCUGCAUACAAGCCUAUAGAAAAUUUGUCAUUCGUUGAAAAUUUAAUUUCGUGGUUUACCUGUACCCACGAAAUCCACGAAAAUUGGUAUCCAACGAAUAAUAAUGAAUCCACAGUAAGUCAAAUUUGAAAUAUAUAUAUUGUUUCAAAAUUAACAGUUUUUUCCAUGGAAAAAUAUAAAUAACCUUAGGAUUACAGAUUCUAUAUGAAUAUCGUAAACCAAUAUUGAUUGAUUGGUGUAUGUUUUACACCUCAUCAGCAAACUUAAACUAACAAAGCUUGAGAACUUGCUUGUAUACCAGAAUUCAGAAAUAAUCAUGCAGUAAAAAUAAUGAACCAAGUUCAUGAAGUUAGAACCUAAGAUAUUGACUAUAAUGAUUUAUUAUUUUUACACACUUUGUAUUUACUUUUUAAUCUCUUUAUAUUUACAUGUAUACCAAUAAGGUAUGUUAUUUUCUAGAAAAUAAAGGGUAAUAGAAAACCUUGUUGCAUGUGUAUAUACAAAAAUUUAACCAAAGAAGAUGUACCAAAUUGAGAAAAUCAUCCAUAACACAAAUGUUUCAGUCUAAUGGUUAAGUUAUGCUUACAGGAUGUAUGUGUAUUUUGCAAAUGGCUUGUUUCUUAUUACCAAUUGAAUAAGGCCACAAAUGAUCAAACUUUUAAAAAUAAAUCAUAUGCUUUUGAAAUGGCUGCUUAAAUUUUUACUAGUUUUAUUGGAAAAAGAAAUCUGCUGUUCCAGAAUUGACAGAAACACUGGGAAUAUAGCAGGCAUUAAACAUUCUUGUUUUCAGAAUUGGCUGUUAAGUACUUUGGGAAUAAAGCAAGUACAGGAAAACAUUUAGGAAAAUAGAAAGCAUUAAAACAUCUUUUUUUCAUACCCCCAACCAUGCUAGUACAUAUGUUUCACUUUUUAUGCCCUCGCUGUAGCGGAGGGGGCAUUAAGUUUAACCCUCGUCCGUCUGUACGUCCGUCAGCCGGUCUGUAUGUCCCAAAAUUGGUUUCCAUUCUCUAACUUUAGUUUGCCUCAACCAAAUGUUAUGAAUCUUAUACACAAUGCUUAUUACAACAAAACACAGAUCAAGUUUGAAUUUUUGUGGUGUCACUUUUACUGUUCUAGAGUUAUGCCCCUUUACAAAUGGAAAAAUUGCUGAAUUUUUCAUUUCCAUUCUCUAACUUUAGUUUGCCUCAACCAAAUGUAAUGAAACUUAUGCACAUUGCUAAUUACCACAAAACACAGAUCAGGUUCGAAUUUUGGUGGUGUCACUUUUACCGUUCUAGAGUUAUGCACCUUUACAAAUGGAAAAAUUGUUGAAUUUUACGUUUCUGUUCUCUAACUUAAGUUUGCCCCAACUUAUUGUUAUGAAACUUAUAAACAAUGCUUAUUACCACAAAACUCAGAUCAAGUACAAAUUUGGGUAGCGUCACUUUUACAGUUCUUGAGUAAUAUCCCUUUAUAAUGUUAUAUGCAAGCGGGGGCAUCAACUGUGUCCCAUGGACACAUUCCCCAUUUAUUUUUUAUUAGUAGUUCUUGUUUGUAUAUACAUAUAUAUAUAUAUAUAUUUGUAUAAACCAUUUCUUUUUCUACCAUAUGAUUAAAGCCAAGAUACAAAAUGCUAUAACUAUUCUUGUGUUGUCUAUCUCAAAGCAUCAUUUCAUUAAAAGGCUGAGAAUCUCAACUAAAAAGCAAAUGCUUAUAAUGCUUAUAAUUUAACUGUUCUAUAUAAUGAACUCCCCAUCACACUAUUUGAUAGUUGCAAAAGAAGAAGUAAAUAAAAAAGGAAACAACAAAUUUUUCUGGGAGCAACAAACUAAAAAUUACUUUAUGUGGCAUCUGGGAACAGUAAAUCAAUAUACAUGUAUAUGUUCCUGGUGGCAUACAUAUUUCUCUAUUAAUUUUUUACCAAACUGAUCAUGACCUCAACUGCUAUAUAAUGGAGUGUAUUAUAGAAAAGGUAAAUAGCAAUAAAAUGAUGUCAAUCAUCAAAGUAAUAAUUCCAUACAAUUCUAUUAUUAGCCAUUACUGAUCACUCGUUAUUUUUGUAAUAACUGGUACAUGUUUAGCUUCACCAAAAUAGAAUAUUCCAAAGUAAUAUAGCCAUUUAAGCAUUCCUUGAUUGAUCUGUACAAAGGAGCAGGUGUGGUAAGCUGUAGUAUUUUGUACCUUAUUCUAAGUUCAUUAUUUCAAGAUGAAAAAUGUGUUCAAAUGAUGUGUGCACAUGUGAGCAAGUGAAAUGGAACAGUUUUUGUGUAGCUUUUCUCAUAUAGUGUUGCUAAUUACACCCCACAUUUUUGUCGAUCCUGCGACUUUUGUCGCAGAAAGCUCGACAUAGGGAUAGUGAUCCGGCGGCAGCGGCGUUAGCUAACUUCUUAAAAGCUUUAUAUUUUAGAAGGUGGAAGACCUGGAUGCUUCAUACUUUGUAUAUAGAUGCCUUAUGUUACAAAGUUUCCGUCUGUCACAUGUCCAUUGUCCUUGACCUCAUUUUCAUGGUUCAGUGACUACUUGAAAAAAAAGUUGUGAUUUUUUGUAAUGUUAAUUUCUCUCUUAUUAUGAGUAAUAGGAUAACUAUAUUUGGUAUGUGCGUACCUAUCAAGGUCCUCAUGCCCGUCAGACAGUUUUCACUUGACCUCAACCUCAUUUCAUGGAUCAGUGAACAAGGUUAAGUUUGGUGGUCAAGUCCAUAUCUCAGAUACUAUAAGCAAUAGGUCUAGUAUAUAUUUGGUGUAUGGAAGGAUUGUAAGGUGUACAUGUCCAACUGGCUGGUGUCAUCUGACCUUGACCUCAUUUUCAUGGUUCAGUGGUUAUAGUUAAGUUUUUGUGUUUUGGUCCAUUUUUCUUAUACUUUAUGCAAAAGGUCUACUAUAUUUGGUGUAUGGAAUGAUUGUAAGGUGUACAUGUCCAACUGGCAGGUGUCAUCUGACUUUGACCUCAUUUUCAUGGUUCAGUGGUCAAAGUUAAGUUUAUGUGUUUCAGUCUGUUUUUCUUAAACUAUAAGCUAUAGGUCAGCUAUAUUUGUUGUAUGGAAGGAUUGUAAGCUGUUCAUGUCUGCCUGGCAUAGUUCAUCUGACCUUGACCUCAUUUUCACAAUUCAUUGAUCAAUAUGUUUAGUGUAUUUGAAUGAUUGUAAGGUGUACAUGUAUUUCUUGUUUGGUUUAUAUGACCUUGACUUCAUUUUCUUGGAUCAUGUUAAGUUUAUGUAAUAGUUGUAGUAAAGCUUUCAUUUAGGACUAUCAACAUAAUAUUAAUGGUAAGUAAAGAAGGCGAGACAUUUCAGCAUGUGCACUCUUGUUGUGAAAUUUGCGGAAAUCUUUUGAUUUCAAUCUCAUUUAGGACUAGGAAUGAUACGGGUCAUGUUUUGACAUACCAAAUAUUAAAGUCAGAUAGGUAAUUUGUUAUAACAAAUAUAAUGGUAAAAGAUUUUUUUUAAUGCAUGUGCUAUGUUUCUUUAUUAUUUUUAUGAAAGCCAGUUAAAAAGUGAAAUAUGCUAAUUUUGAUGUCAUAAAAGAAAGCUGCUACAUAAUUUAAAAAGAAAAAAAUUGUUUUCUAUCCAUUCAUUGUUAUAACAAUUAUACCUUUUGAUAAUUGCCUUUAAAUCCAUAUGUGAUAGCUAGAAAUAUGGGCCAUAUUAUCGAAACCUACUCCUUUUUGUGGUAAUGCUAUCUGUAAGAGAAUUGUAGAAAAUAUCUGUUUUUAAGGCUAUUUUGUUUUGUUCACAAACAAUAAAGAUUUAUCUAUUCCAUUCCUUUUGUUUAUAGUAAGUGUAGAUGUCUAUUAUUUCUUUAAAUUAAACUUCUCUUCUUUUUUUUUUAUCCUGAAA